AUGAGAAACUAUUACAUGGGUCGUCUCAUUGGUCAAGUGAUGCCGUCUAGUGACGCUGCAUUGCUAUCUCGAAGUCAACGUGCUUUCCAAGAACGACCAGAUUUGAUGCUGAAUGUUCUUAAUAUUCGACCGGGGAUGAUUGUGGCUGAUGUUGGUGCGGGAACGGGAUAUACAAGUCUUCAAAUAGCCAAACGCGUUGGACCAACAGGCAUCGUUUUUAGUACCGAUGUACAGAAAUCGAUGUUACAAUUACUCACCAUUAACGCCAUAUAUUAUGGUAUGCACAAUAUUCGUCCGGUGCUGUCUACCGCUGACAAUCCAAAUCUUCCACAUAAUAGCUUUGAUCUUAUUUUAAUGGUUGAUACGUAUCAUGAAUGUUCAAAUCCACCAGCUACCUUGAGAGGACUUCGAAAAGCAUUAAAACCCAAUGGUCGAAUAGUCGUCGUUGAAUAUCGAGCAGAAGAUGCGAAUAUACCGUUACUUCUAGAUCAUAAAAUGUCCAUUUAUCAAACUCGUUUAGAAUUUGAAACUAACGGUUUUAUAUUCAUUGGAAAUGUGGAAAUCCUUCCAUUACAGCAUAUCAUGAUAUUUCAGAAACAACAAGUAAGAAAACAAGUAAGAGAACCAGUAAGUGAACCAGUAAGGGAACAACUAAGAGAACCAGUAAGUGAACCAGUAAGGGCACAACUAAGAGAACCAGUAAGGGAACAACUAAGAGAACAACUAAGAGAACAAGAAAGAGAACAAGUUUAA
Messenger RNA from Didymodactylos carnosus, 753 nucleotides. NCBI's taxonomy places the organism in Eukaryota, Metazoa, Rotifera, Eurotatoria, Philodinida, Philodinidae. The record is from the annotation of a GenBank genome assembly.